This is a messenger RNA of Neoarius graeffei (lesser salmon catfish), 3643 nucleotides long. It is a transcript of the gene nsfa, whose product is annotated as N-ethylmaleimide-sensitive factor a. Lineage: Eukaryota; Metazoa; Chordata; Actinopteri; Siluriformes; Ariidae. Bases 76 to 2310 code for a protein of 744 amino acids. The record is from RefSeq and is a predicted model, not a curated record. Gene Ontology annotation, cellular component: Golgi stack. Gene Ontology annotation, molecular function: ATP hydrolysis activity; ATP binding. Gene Ontology annotation, biological process: SNARE complex disassembly; intra-Golgi vesicle-mediated transport; Golgi to plasma membrane protein transport. The transcript has 21 exons.
CAAUGUCUGAGCAGCGGUGGGAAGUGAAAUAGCGCAGUUUAGGAGCCGCGGCACUCUGAGACACUCAGCGCGAAGAUGGCGACCCGGACGAUGCAAGCAGCACGAUGCCCCACUGAUGAGCUCUCGCUAACAAACUGUGCAGUGGUGAGUGAGAAGGACCUGCAGUCUGGACAGCACGUGAGUAUUAAAACCACUCCAAACCACAAGUUUGUGUUCACGGUGAAGAGUCAUCACACGGUCACACCUGGAACUAUCGCGUUCAGCUUACCACAGAGGAAAUGGGCCGGACUCUCUAUUGGACAGGAAGUGGAAGUAUCAAACUAUAAUUUUGAUAAAUCGAAGCAGUGUAUCGGCGCAAUAAUGAUCGAGAUUGACUUCCUGCAGAAGAAAAGCAUGGACUCCUCGCCAUAUGAUUCAGAUAAAAUGGCGAGCGAAUUCAUUCAGCAGUUCAAUAACCAGGCCUUCACUGUGGGACAGCAGUUGGUGUUUAGUUUCUGCGAUAAACUCUUUGGCUUGGUGGUGAGGGCCAUUGAGGCGAUGGAUGCGAGCAUACUGAAGGGAGAGACGGCGACUGGAAAAAAACAAAAGAUUGAGAUUGGUCUGUUGGUGGGAAACAGUCAGGUGAUCUUUGAGAAAGCAGAGAAUUCCUCUCUGACACUUGUCGGAAAAGCCAAAACCAAAGAGGCACGUCAGACCAUUAUUAAUCCGGACUGGAACUUUGAGCGCAUGGGAAUCGGCGGCCUGGAUAAAGAGUUCUCGGACAUCUUCAGGAGAGCGUUUGCAUCACGAGUCUUUCCUCCUGACAUCGUCGAACAGAUGGGAUGUAAGCAUGUUAAAGGCAUUCUGCUUUUUGGUCCUCCUGGCUGUGGGAAGACUCUGAUGGCGAGACAAAUCGGUAAGAUGUUGAACGCCCGUGAGCCGAAAGUCGUAAACGGACCAGAGAUUCUCAAUAAGUAUGUUGGCGAGUCUGAGGCCAAUAUCAGAAAACUGUUCGCUGAUGCUGAGGAGGAGCAGAAGAGGUUGGGUGCGAACAGCGGGCUGCACAUUAUCAUUUUUGACGAACUGGAUGCCAUCUGUAAGCAGCGUGGCACAGGAGCAAGCAGCACUGGAGUCCAUGACACUGUUGUCAAUCAGCUGCUUUCCAAAAUUGACGGUGUGGAGCAACUCAACAACAUCCUCGUUAUAGGAAUGACUAAUAGACCUGAUCUAAUAGACGAUGCUCUGAUGAGACCUGGCAGGUUUGAAGUGAAAAUGGAGAUCGGUCUGCCAGAUGAGAAGGGUCGUGUCCAGAUCCUCAGCAUUCACACAGCCAAAAUGCGUGAGUUUAACCUGCUGGCGAUGGACGUGAACCUGAAGGAGCUGGCAGCUGAAACAAAGAACUACAGCGGUGCUGAACUGGAGGGAUUAGUGAGAGCUGCACAAUCAACCGCCAUGAACCGACACAUCAAGGCCACAGCGACCGUGGAAGUAGACCUCGAGAAAGCCGAGAAGCUGCAGGUGUGCAGAGACGAUUUUAUGGGCUCGUUAAACAACGACAUCAAACCUGCAUUCGGUACCAAUCAGGAGGAUUAUUCAAGCUACAUUACAAACGGAAUUAUUAAAUGGGGUGAUCCGGUGAGUCACGUGCUGGACGACGGGGAGUUGCUUGUUCAGCAAACCAAGAACAGCGACAGAACUCCGCUGGUGUCCGUGCUACUUGAAGGUCCUCCUCACAGCGGGAAAACGGCGUUAGCUGCGAAAAUCGCGGAAGAUUCAGAGUUUCCUUUCAUUAAGAUCUGCAGCCCCGAUAAGAUGAUCGGCCACUCCGAGAUUUCGAAAUGCCAAGCCAUCAAAAAGAUUUUUGAUGACGCUUAUAAGUCCCAGCUCAGCUGUGUGGUGGUGGACGACAUUGAGCGCCUGCUGGAUUACGUUCCCAUUGGCCCAAGAUUCUCGAACCUCGUCCUCCAAGCACUGCUGGUUUUACUGAAGAAAGCACCGCCUCAUGGCCGUAAGCUGCUCAUCAUCGGCACCACGAGUCGUAAAGACGUCCUGCAGGAGAUGGAGAUGCUCAACGCCUUCAGCACCACCAUCCACAUCCCCAACAUCAGCACCGGAGGUCACCUGGUGGAGGCGCUAGAGCUGUUGGGCAGUUUCACGGAUGCAGAGAGAGCAACUAUCGCCCAGCAGGUGAAGGGAAAGAGAGUGUGGAUUGGCAUAAAGAAACUCCUCAUGCUCAUCGAGAUGUCGCUGCAGAUGGAUCAGGAGUACCGUGUCGGCAAAUUCCUCUCUCUGCUGCGGGACGAGGGAGCAGAUCGCGGCUUCUACGAGUAACAAGUGGAGCUCCGACUUCACACGUCAUUCUUCUCGACCCUUCAUCGUAAACUCCCCUCUUUCACACACCAGUGCGAGUGUCGCGUCUUGUGCUUCGUGAGCUACUGUUCUGGAUAUUAAAUAAAUAAAAUACCAAGAUGUACAAACUCCUCACUAAACACACUAUUCUGUAUUGUGUGUGUGUGUGUGUGUGAGAAUGUCUAUUUCAAACUUCUCGAUCAUACAGAUGUGCAAUCCGUGAGUAAAACCUUGAAAUCUAAGUGUGUCGUUGUGUUGUAACACACACCGACGAUGUACUGUUCCAUUUAUGACUUGGAGUGGAGUGGAAAUUGUGGUGUACAGUUGAACGUGGUCGCAUUGUAUCUGAUCUGACCUGGCUCACCACACCGAUCUAAUCUGAGUAACAAGUCAUCAAAAAGCCAAUUUUAAAACCAAACGCAGCUCUCAGUAGAGCUUUCCAGACUCUUUCUUCUCAUCUUUUUACCAAAAACACCACAGAGGCAAAAUUUUUUUUUUUAAAAACGCAUUGCUUUAAAAGUCGCAAGAAUCGCAGUUGUUUGCAUGUGUUAAUUAUUAGGUGUUAGCUAGCAGUGUUCAUGCGCUACAGUUGGUCGUUAUGCGACAAGGUUAAUUAGUCUCGGCUCUCUAUACUAUCCGACAUCUGAGUAACUGCGUAAACAACGUCGACGUGGCACACGAGCACAUUUCUAGUUCGAUUAGAUUAGAUUAAAGUAGACUGCUAAUUGGGCAGAGCUGUUAAACAGCAUUAUCAUCCUUCAACAACUCGCACGUCUGAUAAUUAUAUCGAACUACAGAUCAGUGUAUUCAAGUUCUGGGGUUUUCAUUUAAAUUUAUGAUUUAACUUCGGCUCGGACGUGCUCUCUGAGCUUUAUUACCGAGUAAUCUUUGGGCACUGACGGACCUGUCGGGCAAAUCUGUGCGUGUUCGUUUAGGUGGUAAGAUGGGAAAACUUUCAACAAGUAUUUGACAAACAAAUGGUUUAGACAGCCAGCUCAAGCGCUCGUGUGCGUCUCUUGAAGCCAGUGUUCAUCACCCCGGCCUUUUGAUGAGUGUAUAUAAAAUAAACGUUCUGAAAUAUCUGAGAAAUCUCUCUCCCUGUCUUGCGCUAGGUUUCUCGCUCUCUAAAUCCAACGUACUUGUGACCGGGACUGUAUGUUGUUUGGUGUGCGUUAAUAUUGUUUCGUAAAUUAUUUAUUUAGCUUGUGUACAGCUCGGUGAUAUCGUGCUUGACGUUUACAGAUGUGGUUUGUGAAUAUUAAUGAUGUUUGUGAAUAUUAAUGAUGUAUAACUGCAAUAAACACACAGACCCAGA